AUGACCGAAAUAGAUAGUUCUUACCUUUUAGAUUCUAAUCAUGAUAAUGAAGAGAAUUUUGAAUAUUAUAAUAAUGAUUAUCAUGAUGAUGAAAUAAAUUUUGAUAAUCUUGAUCUAGAUGAACCUCUUGAAGAGGAAAGAGAUACAUCGACAACUCUAACUUUUCAUAAUAAAAGAACAUCUAAA
This is a messenger RNA of Funneliformis caledonium, 186 nucleotides long. NCBI's taxonomy places the organism in Eukaryota, Fungi, Glomeromycota, Glomeromycetes, Glomerales, Glomeraceae. The record is from the annotation of a GenBank genome assembly.